Patella vulgata (common limpet) is the source of this 2135-nucleotide messenger RNA. RefSeq lists its product as uncharacterized. The transcript has 5 exons. Lineage: Eukaryota; Metazoa; Mollusca; Gastropoda; Patellidae. Bases 291 to 1652 code for a protein of 453 amino acids. The record is from RefSeq and is a predicted model, not a curated record.
AAAUAAGGUUAAGGCCUAUGAGUUGAAUAAUGGAUUGUGUUGAUCGCGAAUUUGGAUUUUAUAAUAUCAAGUUAGUCAAUAUCGUGUACAGCGAAGGGUAGCUAUAUAUGUAGGUAGAUAUGCAUUAAGAGUGAAGGUGUUCGUAUCAAACGUUUCAUGAUUGGUUUGGGUGUCAUUUACCUUAAAUUUUAAGCCAAGAAAAAUGUUAACUGGUAUAAUUUAAAGGAGUUUUAUAGGAUUUGGAAGCACGAGGAUAAAUACUAUAGAAAAACUAUAAUAUUUAAGGGAAAAUGAGCAACCGCGGAACAUUAUUAUCCGCUUAUCGAAGAGAAAGGGCCAGACAGUAUCAGAACUGUCGGAAACCCAUCGGUGGACUUUUUUCAGCCUUACUAUUAACUACCAUAGCAGUCAUAACACUCAAUUCUACAUCAUUGGUUCAUAUACCACCUAGCUUUCAGAUGUUUCAACAAAAACCAAUCCAGAAUUUCAGUGAAGCCAGGGAAUGCCUUUUACCAGAUUCGGAGAGUGUUUUAACUAAAGUAGGAGAAAGGUGUAUUUAUAUACAGUCAGUUAUAGCCAGUUACAAGGAACCAGCAUCUACUGUAAUCAGUGUUGUCGUAAACGCAUGGGAUGGGACGUAUACAUCGCCCGAUUUUGUGUGUUGCUUACGCGCAGAUAGAGACGUUAUAAAGGUAAUGCCAUAUGUUUUCAAUAGAUAUUCCGUGGAGAGCCCGUUUCGGGCGACUCAGUUUAACUGUCUCGUAAAUGCAGAACGAUUGAAGCCGACACAUAUAGCUUUGGCUGACCAUUCUUGUGACCAAACAGCUUUAAAUUAUUCACCGAUAACCUACCCAGAAAAGGAUGUUGAUCAAUUAGCCGUUUGCGCAGGAGUAGCGUAUGGAAGAUUGGUGCCGGAACGACUAACAGAAUGGUUUGAACUUCAGAAGAUUCUUGGAGUGGAAAAGGUUGUGACAUUCACAUACAAUUUAGAUAGAGAUUCCAUGAAAGUGUUGAAAUAUUAUGAGAAUGACGGAAUAUUACAGAUAAUUCCGUACAAUAUUCCACUGAUUAUUAAAGCCAAACCUGACAGAGGUUUUGAAUUAAACCAAAGAUGGCCUCCUCAGUAUUUAAAUGAUAUUCAGAUGUCGUUAUUUGAUUGUAAAGAACGACUACAGGGUUAUAGAUAUAUGAUGGUAACAGGUUUUCAUGAAGUUAUUAUACCAAAAGGCAAAAUAGCCAAUCUGUAUGAUUUAUUAGAGCAUCGUCUUAGGGUAGAAUAUCAGCAGGCAUCUAGCUUCAGUUUCCCAGUAAAAACUUUUAUAACUGAUUGGAAUAAAUCGGAUCCUGAUAAUCAGCUCUUCUAUCUACAAUAUCUACAGAGAACUCCAUUAAAUACUACUAAUACGAGAUCGGUUCAUAUACCUGGUAGAAUCACAGAAUUAACUAACACCCAUGUUAUACCACAAUAUCACUAUCAACGAAUCAUUUUAUCCGGAGAAAUGGCAUAUGUACAUCAAUAUAUAUCUUGUCCGCCAUAUUUACACGAUUGUUAUACCUCAACACGCUAUCAUGAUGGAGGUUUGUUUUUCUUUGAAAAGAUCCUGAAAGAUAGAAUGAAAAAUGUUCCACCUGAACUUCGCCAAGAAUUCUAAUGGAUAUAGUAUCUAGAGCGUGCCGCUAGGAUAUAUCUGGAUUUAUUGCCCAGCUCCAUGACCAAAUUUUACAUAGAACAGUCACCCCACGGACUUGUUACAGGCAUUUAUACAUGUGGCAAUACUUUCAUUGAUGUAACAGUAUCAUUGUACAUUAAAUAUCACAGCUGACAUCGUCAUUUCAUCGACUUAUAUUCCUGGGGACAUUAGAUAAUAGUAUUGUUUAAAUUCUCCGAUGAAUUCCCAACCCUUUUGAAUGGAAAACCUUUUAUAUCACACCCCCCCCCCCCCGCCGGCUCCUCAUUACCAACUGGGUGUUUUGUUUUAUGUUUGUUUUAAACAGAAAGUAGGAAAGUGCGUGUACAUUGCUUAGUUGUUCCCACACUGUGUAAUUUGACGUAUUUCCUAUAAACAGUAUUUACAUGUUUGUUUAUAUAAAUUAUUUGUUGUUCUAUUUAUUAUUAAAGUUUAUUAUAACAGUGA